AUGGCGGCGCUGAAUGCAGCGAUCAGACAGAAGCGAUUCACACAAGUGAAGUUGCUACUUGAUAUCGGGGUUGAUGUUAACCAGCAGGAUUCUGAAAUGAGGCGGACGGCUCUAAUGCAACUUUGCUUUCUCGAUGAUGAGAGCAAAGCGGCCAAAUAUGUCCGAGUAUUACUUGAAAGAGGAGCGAAAGUCGGUUUGAAAGACAAGGAUGGACUCACCGCUCUGUCGCACGCGUGUAAACUCGGACUGGAGCAAUUAGUUUCGAUUAUGCUUGAGGAAGCAAGUGAUUUUGAUCUCAAUUCGCAAGAUAAGCUCGGAAAUACAGCACUCCAUCAUGCCGCGUUGUCAGGCAAUUUCGUGGUCUUAAAUCUUCUGCUAAACAAAUUAAAACGAUUUAAAAUGAACGUCGACAAGUUGAACAAAAGAGGAGAAACCCCCUUGAUUGUCGCGUCUAAGUCAGGAAAUUUCUUUUGCGCACGAAUUCUCGUUUCAGAGGGUAAAGCUUCCAAAGGAGCGCGCGAUUACAUCGAAUUUAAAACUGCUGAGGAAUGGGGAAGGACGAAAGAAAGUCUCCGCUCCGCAUCCAAAUCGCCGCUUUUCCGAGUUAUGCAGCUUCCGCCUCGAAUGUCUUUAGAUUCUCAGAGCCGAGGAUCAAAGGAUGAUGUUCAUUUACCAAAACAGAAAGAUAAUAAGAGACCGAACACCGCACCAGGGCACCUAUUAAGUCAACCAAGUGAGAGAACUCACAGGGAAAACCUUCGAGAUCUCUUCCGCGUAUACGAAGAACACGUCUCCGGCGCUUUUCGAAUCGGAGUUAAGCCCAGACCUGUUAUUGUGACCACAGAAUCAGUUUGCAGCAUUAACGACGGUACUAGUCAAGAUGAUGAUGAUAUUUGCGAGCUACCUCAUGCCCCGGUAUCGCCUAUUUCUUUUCAAUCCGUCGGUCGACGCUUUAGUAUCAGCAAAGCAGGCAAACUAGCUCUCAAUACAAACACCGUUCUAAGAAGGGCUUCCCUGGCAACGGUGUCAACAACUGGCAGCCCGAGUAAACCGUUACAACGGCGAGGAUCCCAAUCGUUUGGCCCAAAUAAUGGUAGAAGGCUUUCUCAAUCAAUGCCUCUGUCGCCGAGAGUCAGAAGAGGCUCGAUGAACGUGAUGAGUAAGAUAACGAAAGUGCCCUCACUGAAUGUAAACAAAGAAAAGAGCGAAUCGAAAAACACUUUGGCUUCUACUGAUUCUAGCUCUACACCUUCGAGACCAUCCAUCUCUGUUAACUCAGACAAACUGUUUGCCAAGCUUCAAACUUUAGCCGAAGAAAGUGACUCUGAAGGGGAGGAAAACGGUAGCGAGAUUUUACAUAGAAGUUCACCAGCAAACCUUUUUUCACAAAUGUAA
Molecule: messenger RNA, 1395 nt
Organism: Pocillopora meandrina
Lineage: Eukaryota; Metazoa; Cnidaria; Anthozoa; Scleractinia; Pocilloporidae
Source: the annotation of a GenBank genome assembly